Molecule: messenger RNA, 1688 nt
Organism: Nothoprocta perdicaria
Lineage: Eukaryota; Metazoa; Chordata; Aves; Tinamiformes; Tinamidae
Gene: CDC25B
Product: cell division cycle 25B
Exons: 16
Coding region: 1-1485 (494 amino acids)
Biological process (GO): positive regulation of G2/M transition of mitotic cell cycle; protein dephosphorylation; G2/M transition of mitotic cell cycle
Cellular component (GO): cytoplasm; nucleus
Molecular function (GO): protein tyrosine phosphatase activity
Source: RefSeq, a predicted model, not a curated record
AUGCCGCGCCCGCCGCCAUGCGCGGCCGGGCGCGGCGGCGCGAGGCUCUCGCAGGACUCGCUCUCGUCCGAGUCGUCGCAGGAGUCGCUGUGCUCGCAGGACUCGGCCUUCGCCGACGGGGGCCUGGAGCUGGACUCCCCGUCGCAGGAGGACCCCGAGGCGCUCGAGGAAGUCUUCGAGAAAUCCAUCCUGGAGUGCAGCAGAGCCAGCACUGACAAUAAGCUCCUUAUCCGGAGGAUCCACUCCCUGCCGCCGCGGCUGCUGGGCGCCAGCCCGGCCCUCAAGGACGUCUCCAACGCGCGCGAGUUCAACGGGAGCCCCGUGCCGGGCGGCCGCGGCCACGUGAGUGAGGGCAGCGUGUUCAAGAAGCCGCAGCGGCCGGGCUGCCGUGGGGCGCCCCACGGGGCCGGGACGCCGGGGCCCUUUGUGCCAAGACCCAGCUCUGCUCCCGACCUGCUGCUUGUCACCCCCGAGAAGGAGAACGUGGGCGAGAGCCCCGUGCUGCUGCGCCGCUGCUCCCUGGCGUCCUGCGAGGAUGAGGACGACGGCUUCAUGGACGUGCUGGACGAGGAGGGCGCCGAGGGCGCCGCGGCCGUGCCGCAGGGCAUGGAGAGCCUGCUCAGCGCCCCGCUCGUGCGCAAGGACGAGGCCGAGCCGCGCCCGCCCCGGCGCGCCAAGGGCCGCCAGCUCUUCCGCUCGCCCUCGAUGCCCAGCAGCGUCAUCCGGCCCAUCCUCAAGCGGCUGGAGCGGCCGCCGGAGCGCGAUGCCCCCGUGGUGCAGAGCAAGCGGCGGCGCAGCGUGGCCGGCACCCCGGAGGAGGAGCGGCGCGCGGCCGAGCCGCGCGCCCGCCUGCUGCGCUCCCACUCCUUCUGCCACGAGGAGAUCGAGCACCUGCUGGCCAGCGACCACCGCGAGCUCAUCGGGGACUUCUCCAAGGCCUAUCUGCUGCAGACGGUGGAAGGGAAGCACCAGGACCUCAAGUACAUCUCUCCGGAGAUGAUGGUGGCCGUGCUCACGGGGCAGUUCAGCAGCCUCAUCGAGAGCUGCGUCAUCGUGGACUGCCGCUACCCCUACGAGUACGAGGGUGGCCACAUCAAGGGCGCCGUCAACCUGCCCCUGGAGCAGGACGUGGAGGAGUUCCUGCUCAAGAAGCCCAUCGUGCCCUUUGACGCCGCCAAGAGGGUCAUCGUCAUCUUCCACUGCGAGUUCUCCUCCGAGAGGGGACCGCGGAUGUGCCGCUUCGUGCGCGAGAAGGACCGCGCGUGCAACGAGUACCCGCGGCUGCACUACCCCGAGCUCUACGUGCUCAAGGGCGGCUACCGGGAGUUCUUCCCGCAGUACCAGGCGCACUGCGAGCCGCAGGACUACCGGCCCAUGCACCACGCCGACUUCAAGGAGGACCUGCGGCGCUUCCGCCUCAAGAGCCGCACGUGGGCCGGCGAGCGCAGCAAGCGCGAGCUCUACAGCCGCCUCAAGAACUGCUGACGGUGCCCGCCUGCCCCCUGUGCCACCAGCGGCUUCCACCACUUCUUAGGAUUUAUUUUAUUUUUUUCCUUUUUCUUUUUCUUUUCCUUUCUUUCCCCCUUGGGCUGCGGUGCUCCCUGCUGCGAGUGUCACAUCCUGCCCCUGCACGGGCCCGGGCACUCGCUGCCUCCUCCUCAUGCCCAGUGCAGCCACCUCCAGGCCCA